Marmota monax (woodchuck) is the source of this 5613-nucleotide messenger RNA. It is a transcript of the gene Kdm4a, whose product is annotated as lysine demethylase 4A. The record is from RefSeq and is a predicted model, not a curated record. Lineage: Eukaryota; Metazoa; Chordata; Mammalia; Rodentia; Sciuridae. Gene Ontology annotation, molecular function: histone H3K36 demethylase activity; histone H3K9 demethylase activity. The transcript has 22 exons. The coding region runs from base 176 to 3370 and encodes 1064 amino acids. Gene Ontology annotation, biological process: chromatin remodeling. Gene Ontology annotation, cellular component: nucleus.
GAGUGCUGUGCGGCUGCGCAGAAGCCGACUUUUGAGGAGGCGGAGCUUCGUCUUUCGUCCGCUGGCAAAGCGGUAGGAUUGGCUAGUGGCGACAGCAGAAAACGAGCCUGAGCCCUGUCGGGGCUUUGGGCUUCAGAUUCCUGACUGACCAAAGUGACUUCAAAAAGGAGGGAAAAUGGCUUCUGAAUCUGAAACCCUGAAUCCAAGUGCUCGGAUAAUGACCUUUUAUCCAACCAUGGAAGAAUUCCGGAACUUCAGUCGAUACAUUGCCUACAUUGAAUCCCAAGGAGCUCAUCGUGCUGGACUAGCUAAGGUUGUUCCUCCAAAAGAGUGGAAGCCACGAGCAUCCUAUGAUGACAUUGAUGAUCUGGUCAUCCCUGCACCCAUCCAGCAACUGGUAACAGGGCAGUCUGGCCUCUUUACUCAGUACAACAUUCAGAAGAAAGCCAUGACUGUUCGAGAGUUCCGCAAGAUUGCUAAUAGUGAUAAGUACUGUACCCCACGGUAUAGUGAGUUUGAAGAGCUUGAGCGGAAAUACUGGAAAAAUCUCACAUUCAACCCUCCAAUUUAUGGCGCAGAUGUGAAUGGUACUCUCUAUGAAAAGCAUGUUGAUGAGUGGAACAUUGGCCGGCUGAAGACCAUUUUGGAUUUGGUUGAAAAGGAGAGUGGGAUCACCAUUGAGGGUGUGAACACCCCAUACCUGUACUUUGGCAUGUGGAAGACUUCCUUUGCCUGGCAUACAGAAGACAUGGACCUGUACAGCAUCAAUUACCUGCACUUCGGAGAGCCAAAGUCCUGGUACUCUGUUCCACCUGAGCAUGGAAAACGAUUGGAGCGCCUCGCCAAAGGCUUUUUCCCAGGAAGUGCUCAAAGCUGUGAGGCUUUUCUCCGCCAUAAGAUGACCCUGAUUUCCCCUUUAAUGCUGAAGAAAUAUGGCAUUCCCUUUGACAAGGUGACUCAAGAAGCUGGAGAGUUCAUGAUCACUUUCCCUUAUGGUUACCAUGCCGGCUUUAAUCAUGGCUUCAACUGUGCAGAGUCUACCAAUUUUGCCACCCGGCGUUGGAUUGAGUAUGGCAAACAGGCCGUGCUGUGCUCCUGCAGAAAGGAUAUGGUGAAGAUCUCCAUGGAUGUGUUUGUGAGGAAGUUCCAGCCAGAAAGAUACAAACUUUGGAAAGCUGGGAAGGACAGCACAAUUAUUGACCAUACCGUGCCUACACCAGAAGCAGCAGAAUUUCUCAAGGAGAGUGAACUUCCCCCAGGAGCUGGGAAUGAGGAGGAAUGCCCAGAGGAGGACAUGGAAGGAGUUGAAGAUGGAGAGGAGGGAGACCUAAAGAGAAGUCUGGCCAAGCACCGUAUAGGGACAAAGAGGCACCGGGUUUGUCUUGAAUUACCACAGGAAGUAAGUCAGAGUGAGCUCUUCCCCAAGGAGGAACUGAGUUCUGGACAGUAUGAAAUGACAGAAUGUCAGGCCACCCUUGCUCCUGUGAGGCCCACCCACAGCUCUGUGCGGCAAGUUGAGGAUAGCCUGCCCUUCCCAGAUUACUCUGACUCCACUGAUGUUAAAUUUGAAGAGCUCAAAAACGUCAAGCUAGAAGAGGAGGAUGAUGAGGAGGAACAAGAGGCAGCUGCUCUGGAUCUUUCUGUGAACCCUGCUUCUAUGGGAGGACGCCUUAUCUUCUCUGGUUCCAAAAAGAAAUCAUUUUCUAGCCUGGGAUCCAGUUCUUCUCGGGAUUCUCUUUCUUCUGAUUCAGAAACCAGUGAGCCACUCUCCUGUCAAGCUCAAGGGCAAACAGGAGUUCUCACUGUGCAUAGCUAUGCCAAAGGGGAUGGCAGAGUCACCAUGGGAGAGCCAUGCAUCAGGAAGAAAGGCAGUGCCCCCAGAAGUAUCAGUGAACGGGAGCUGGCAGAGGUUGCAGAUGAAUACAUGUUUUCCCUGGAAGAGAAUAAGAAGUCAAAGGGUCGCCGACAGCCCUUAAGCAAGCUUCCACGCCAUCACCCACUGGUGUUACAGGAUUGUGUCAGUGAUGAUGAGACCUCUGAACAGCUGUCCCCUGAGGAGGAGGCUGAGGAGACAGAGGCCUGGGCCAAGCCCCUGAGCCAGCUGUGGCAGAACCGACCUCCGAACUUUGAGGCUGAAAAAGAAUUCAAUGAGACCAUGGCCCAGCAGGCCCCUCACUGUGCUGUCUGUAUGAUCUUUCAAACGUACCAUCAGGUUGAGUUUGGAGGUCUUAGUCAGAACUGUGGAAACACUUCAGAAGUAGCCCCCCAGAAGCAGAGGACCAAGCCAUUGAUUCCAGAAAUGUGCUUCACCUCAACUGGCUGCAGCACAGACAUCAACCUUUCUACUCCUUACCUUGAGGAGGAUGGCACCAGCAUUCUAGUUUCCUGCAAGAAGUGCAGUGUCCGGGUCCAUGCCAGUUGCUAUGGGGUUCCCCCAGCCAAAGCUUCUGAAGAGUGGAUGUGUUCUCGGUGUUCAGCCAAUGCCCUGGAGGAAGACUGCUGUUUAUGCUCCUUACGAGGAGGGGCCCUACAGAGAGCAAAUGAUGACAGAUGGGUUCAUGUUUCAUGUGCUGUGGCGAUCCUGGAAGCAAGGUUUGUCAAUAUUGCAGAAAGAAGUCCUGUGGAUGUGAGCAAAAUCCCCCUGCCCCGCUUCAAACUGAAAUGUGUCUUCUGUAAGAAGCGGAGGAAAAGAAAUGCUGGCUGCUGUGUGCAGUGUUCUCACGGCCGUUGCCCAACUGCCUUCCAUGUGAGCUGUGCCCAGGCUGCUGGAGUGAUGAUGCAGCCGGAUGACUGGCCCUUUGUUGUCUUCAUUACCUGCUUUCGGCACAAGAUUCCCAACUUGGAGCGUGCCAAGGGUGCCUUGCAGAGCAUCACUGCAGGCCAGAAGGUCAUUAGCAAGCACAAGAAUGGGCGCUUCUACCAGUGUGAGGUGGUCAGACUCACCACUGAGACCUUCUAUGAAGUCAACUUUGAUGAUGGCUCCUUCAGUGACAAUCUGUAUCCUGAGGACAUAGUGAGCCAGGACUGCCUACAGUUGGGUCCUCCUGCUGAAGGAGAAGUGGUUCAAGUGAGAUGGACGGAUGGCCAAGUCUAUGGAGCUAAAUUUGUGGCCUCCCACCCCAUCCAGAUGUACCAGGUGGAGUUUGAGGAUGGCUCGCAGCUUGUGGUUAAGAGAGAUGAUGUAUACACGCUGGAUGAAGAGCUUCCCAAGAGAGUCAAGUCUAGAUUGUCAGUAGCCUCAGACAUGCGCUUCAACGAGAUUUUCACGGAGAAAGAGGUUAAGCAGGAAAAGAAACGGCAGCGGGUAAUCAACUCGAGGUACCGAGAAGACUACAUCGAGCCUGCACUGUACCGGGCCAUCAUGGAGUAGGCAUUUCCAAGGUCCAAGAGGUUCCCAGCCAUCAAGGCGAGAGCACUCGGGUUCCACAGCACAGCAGACACUCGGAACUCUGAAGUCUUUAAAAGUGAAGUUGUAAAAAAGAAAAGGAAUGAAAUAACCAACCCCAUCACCUUCUCACCCCAGCUGAAUUGCAUUCCGCUGUAGAGAAAUGACAAGCUGUUUUUGGACAUGUGGUAGCAGCCGUUGAUCUCCCAGCUGAGGGGCUGAGCACUGGAAUGCUGUGGCUGCAUUAGCCCCCAGUCUGAAAAGGUGUCAGCUGUGCUGGCUGGGCGGGUUCCCCUGUUCCUGGCCUAGGACUUAGCUUCCUGCCAAGCACCUGCACCGACCAGGCAGAGGUGCUGGUGCUUGACCUAAAUCUCCUUUUGUAUUUAUGUGUAUAUGUGUAUGUGUGUGUGUGUGUGCACGUGAGUGUGUAUGAGUGAGUGUGUGUGAGUAUGUGUGUGUGUGUUUGGGUGUGUUUGGGUGUUUGGUCUGGACCAGCUUCUGUCAGCCCCUGGCCUUUACUUUUUUCUUGCCUCUUCAGGGCAAACAAAAUGUGAAAUUCCGCCCUCAGCUGAGCUGAGUAAGGGCCCCUGUGGGUUGGCUGAAGAUGGGUGUAGCCAUCUAUUCAGGCUUGGAAAGGCCUCAGGAGUGCUGGCAAAGCUGCAGUGUUGAGAGGCUAAGGAGUUGAUGCCACCUUUGUCCUCCCUUGAGGAGAAUACAAGGGUAACAUGGAUAUUUGCCCGCAAUACUCUAGGCACAGAACCCCUGUGGCACAGUAUUACUUGGUGUGAGUAGGGAAUACCCCAAAGGGAGGAUUUUAAUGAUGGAAGCAGGCAGAGCCUGGUAGGUGAUUCUGUCAACAGAAAAUUGCAAUCAUGCAGGGGCUGGGAGGGUUAGAGUGAAUUGGGGCCACUGGAGGCUAGGGGCAAGUAUAGAUAUGCCCUUGGUCUUGGGGUGGGAGGGUGCUGAUUUGAGGGUGGGGGGUGGGAAUAGAGGGCAACACUGAAGGGGUUAAACAGGUUUUUGCUCCUCUUGAAUUUGUUUGCCUGGGCCCAGGAUUGUAGGGCUUCAUACUUAACCCUAUGUAUACAAGAAUCAAAUUUAUAAACUUCCCCAUUUUUUGUUACGUAUGAACGCUAUAAACCAAAUUAUUUUGAAAACUGGUGCAUCACCUUGUCCUUAGCAAUAAAAAGUGUGUUGAGCAGAUUGGCUGUGUCUGCCCCAAGGAGCCCAAGUGGCCAAGGGUCAGGCUGGGGUUUAUCAAGAGUCAUAUGCUCUGGAACAGGGCUGUGUAUUUAAAGAGUCCAUGAAGCAGAGUUUGGAAAGUGGUUCCAGGAGAGGGCUCCCUUCCUUGUUAGGCUCCAUGGGCAUUUCUGGCUAUGAGCACCUCUUUUUGCUUACCCUGCCCUAGAGGUGGCCAAGGGGAGGUAAGGGUGGAAGGACCAGACUACUGAGUCUUCUCAACAUAGUUUGAUUUCUCAUUUCCACCCCAUUUGAUAAAUCCUAAACUGGGCUAAGUCCAUGCCAGCAUCUGUGUUUCAUACAUGUUGUGGAACCAAUUUGAAAGAAAGGAGUGUUUACAUUCUAGGUACUUGGAGAGCAAGUGACUUGUACACAGUUGGGUUCUGAAGUUGCUCUCCAAGCUACCUAUAGUUGGUGAAAAGCUUCCCAGGAGGAAUAUCCUCUUUGCCUUAAGGUUGAUGGGGACAAAGAUAGGGGAGCCUCAAGGCAGGAAGGGGACAGUAAAUAGGUGUCAGAUUCUGGUGCAACAUAGCAGUUCUAGCUGGCCUUCAGAGGUGCUUCCAGUGGCGUGUCCCUGUCCAGGUACAGGAGAUGAUUUGAGUCAGCUCAGCUACCCAGUGCUUCAUGUCCCUGGGACUUGGGAGGUGGCUGCUACUUGGUACUGAUUGUAGGGGAAGGGAAGAGCAAAAGGUUUCAAAGAUGCUUUUCUAUACCAACUCCUGGUGUCAAGGCAAGGUUGACCCUUUGCCUUUUACUCAGGGAGUCUCAGAGGAUGUGCCAGGAGAGGCUGGGCAGAGCCUGGACUUAAUGGAAUGUUCAGUGGACCCUGGGAGCACACAUGUUUGCAGGGGAAAAAACACUAACCUAUCUUUCUCCACAGGGUCUAGGCCUCCCCAAUGCUCUCUGACCCUGCUGUCCCUAGUCAUACUGAAGGACCUGCAGCCAAGGUGUCUGAUUUAAUACCAGUAAAAUUCUUAAUUAGAAGCCAA